Molecule: messenger RNA, 1975 nt
Organism: Limanda limanda (common dab)
Lineage: Eukaryota; Metazoa; Chordata; Actinopteri; Pleuronectiformes; Pleuronectidae
Gene: rab32a
Product: RAB32a, member RAS oncogene family
Exons: 3
Coding region: 68-709 (213 amino acids)
Biological process (GO): vesicle-mediated transport
Cellular component (GO): vesicle; trans-Golgi network; Golgi apparatus
Molecular function (GO): GTP binding; GTPase activity
Source: RefSeq, a predicted model, not a curated record
GGAAGCCUAUGAGCAAAAAAGCAGAAGUUGUCUGUGAGAGUUCCGUGAGUUGAAAGUCAGUGUCAGCAUGGCCGGGGGCUCGGUGUCUGAGUGCAAGGAGUACCUCUUCAAAGUGCUGGUGAUCGGGGAGCUGGGCGUCGGGAAGACCAGCAUCAUCAAGCGCUACGUGCACCAGCUCUUCUCGCAGCACUACCGGGCCACGAUCGGGGUCGACUUCGCCCUGAAGGUCAUCAACUGGGACAGCAAGACCCUGGUGCGGCUCCAGCUGUGGGACAUCGCAGGUCAGGAACGGUUUGGGAACAUGACGCGGGUGUACUACAAGGAGGCCGUGGGAGCAUUCGUGGUGUUCGACGUGACGCGGGGCUCCACGUUCGAAGCCGUGUCCAAGUGGAAGCACGACCUGGACAGCAAGGUGAAGCUGGCUAACGGCAACCCCAUCCCCUCGGUGCUGCUCGCCAACAAAUGUGACCAGAAGAAGGACAGCACCAACAACACGGCACUAAUGGACAAUUUCUGCAAAGAGACUGGAUUUCUGGGCUGGUUUGAAACCUCUGCCAAGGACAACAUCAACGUGGACGGGGCAGCGCACUUCCUGGUCGAGAACAUCUUGGCCAACGACAAAGGUUUGCCGUACGAGGAGAGCAACGGCGACCGGAUCAAACUGGACCAGGAGACUGUGGCUGCUGAGAGCAAGUCGGGCUGCUGCUAACACUCGAUCCACUCGCAUUAUCCGUCAGCCUCCCAUCGGCGGGGUGCGGUGCCCGCGCCCACCCUGCGGCUCUCGGGCACUCGGCUGCAGCCUCUCGCAGGAAUAUGGAUUUUUCUGGUCCCCACAGCUCCGGGAACUUCUCCUCCCUGCGACUCUGCACGUCCAAGUUUCUCACCACAUCUUUCCCGGUAUAAACCAGAACAGAAGCCCAGUUUUAUCUUGAUGUUGCCUUUGCCUUCUUUCUCCCACGUCUCCAAACCACAGGGUUUCUGAUUGUUGUGUUUAUCUCGUCACAUAUUCUCCUGCCUGUGUAAUGUAACGCCAACUAUGAACUCUCCACGACCUUCCCCACUCCUGCCAUUGCCCUUACAGCCAAUGAAGGAUUGUACGACACCUGUGAAGGAGUGACAAACUAUGCACAACACUGAGAAACACAAAAUGCAACCUGUAGCCACUUUGGUCCAUUUCCUCUCCGUAUCUCUCACUACCCAAACUAAAGUCUUUCAUCAGUUAACAUGGACCUCGAGCAUCAUCUUACAGCACACUCAUGUUUGCGUGUGAAGCACCACAGCUUAGUGUUAUUGUAGCAUUCGUCAUUGUUGUCUUUAUGGCACAUUUCCUCUUAAAUUAUGUGCUAUCAUACACUUUUGUUUUCCCACAAUUUUAAUCAGGGUUGGUCGCACUUUUCAUUCUUCACUCAAACACUGAAGGACAAAUACGGUAUUUCAGAAAAAAACUCUAACACUGAGAAAUGUUUAUCUGAUUGUCCGCCAGUAAAAAAAAAAAAUGUAGACGUGAUUUAGUGUGUUUUUGAAAUGUGCUGGGUUGUGAGAUUGAAAAAAAAAAAAUCCAACAAAUGGACGAUAUUUUCUUGUACAUAUAAGAUAAUCUGUUAAGUGUCCAGAUGAAAUAUGAAGGAUUUUUUUUUAUUAUGGAGAUGAAAUAGAGUUUACAUGUGAAAAUAGUUAAAAUCUACACAGCAAGGAAGAAUAAACAUUUUAACAGAUUUGUGUUGUGUUGUAGUAAUGAACCUGUCUAUGUACUUAUCUAGAUGAUUAAAUGUGUUUAUCUAAUGUAUUUAUAUUGCAGAAACAAAUCAUAUAAACUGUGGAUGAGUAAAUGAUGCCUGUACCAUAUACCUAAAGCUGAGUUUUUGGCUCGAAUACAGUAUAAACAUUUUGUUUCCCUGUGUGGAUUUUAUGGCUCAAGCAGACAUUUCAGAUUAUAAAAGUUAAAUAGUUUACUGCCAUGUAAACAUCUUGGAAC